Impatiens glandulifera is the source of this 847-nucleotide messenger RNA. RefSeq lists its product as uncharacterized. NCBI's taxonomy places the organism in Eukaryota, Viridiplantae, Streptophyta, Magnoliopsida, Ericales, Balsaminaceae. The record is from RefSeq and is a predicted model, not a curated record. The transcript is spliced from 6 exons. The coding region runs from base 187 to 705 and encodes 172 amino acids.
AUUGAUCUUCCAUUUGUUGUCAAAUUUUCGAUCUUUUUCUCUCUCUCUCUGUCUCCAGAGAGGACGGUGGAAAACUGAUGUGAAGAUCCAAGGUUUGGAAGCUACCUUCCGUGACCUUUAAUAAGAAUUCUGCCUCUGUGUAUUAGGGCGAAAAGCUCCGUUGUUGUUGGUUUUGUUGAGAUUAAAAUGCUGGAAAACCCUACAGAGACUUCAUCCAAUGCCAACACAACCUCAGUUAAGCGUUAUGCGCCGCCCAAUCAGAGGAAUCGUUCUCUUGGUCGGAGGAAAUCUGGAGUUGAACGAUUUGAUCGAAUAAAUAAUUUUCAUGCAAAUGAGGGGGAGAAGAGUCAAGCUGGUGUCUCAAGGAAUAUUCCUACUAUGGAUCAUGGGGAUGCAAGUGGCAGUAAUCUUGUCUAUGAGACUCCCUACCCGCGGCUAAUAUCCUUAUCUGGAUGUUGCAAUAGUGAAGCUUAUCAGCUCUUAAAUGACAGAUGGGUUGCUGCUAUAAGUUCAUAUAAUGACACAUCAGUAGAUUUGGCUGACAGACCAGUGAUGUACUCUAGCAAUACUGGUCCACCCAUGGCACAAUUUAGACUUCCUCACCAGUUAAUUAAUCCCGGAGCAUCAUCAGGUUCUCAGAUGGAUUUCUUGAGUGAGCUACGCCGUGCCAUGUCUAACGCGAAUGCCAGCUCCAACAGCUUCUAAACUGUUUGAAAUCUUUUAUGUAUUAGAAGCGGCUGUUGUACUUAUCUGACAAAAUUCCUUAAACUCUGUGUGACACUGGUCUAUUAUGUUUGUUUGACAACCUCUAAGAUAAUCAUAGUAUAUUCCUGACAGUUUGUUUCUA